Messenger RNA from Strongylus vulgaris, 354 nucleotides. The record is from the annotation of a GenBank genome assembly. Lineage: Eukaryota; Metazoa; Nematoda; Chromadorea; Rhabditida; Strongylidae.
AUGUCGGGAAUUCACGAGAAGAAGUGCGGAGCCAAAUAUUACCAGCGCAUUACUACUGCAUCUCUGCAAGCUGUUCAUAUUCGAAGAGUACUGCAAACAGCGGGGACACCACCCUCAACUCCUGCUUGUUGCUGGGCUCGCGAUGGUGUGGAUGGCAAUGAUAUGACUCCUGCUACUCUUCCUGACACUGAUGAAUUCAAUGUAAACAUCUCAGAUGACGACAACGACGAAGAAGCAGAGAACACUUGGGAGGACAAUGCUCAAAAAAGUGGAACCUUUAGCGAGCCUGUUGGAACCAAUCCAAAAGUGGACAACUGUGAAACGCCGCCAAUUAUACGAGCUGUUUUCCUCUGA